Molecule: messenger RNA, 6066 nt
Organism: Phascolarctos cinereus (koala)
Lineage: Eukaryota; Metazoa; Chordata; Mammalia; Diprotodontia; Phascolarctidae
Gene: DACT3
Product: dishevelled binding antagonist of beta catenin 3
Biological process (GO): negative regulation of canonical Wnt signaling pathway
Cellular component (GO): cytoplasm
Source: RefSeq, a predicted model, not a curated record
UAGUAGUAGCGCCUACCUCCCAGGGGUGUUGUGAAGAUCAAAUGACAUGUUUAUGAAGUGCUUUGCAAAUCUUAAGAGCACUGUAUCAAUGCCAGCUAUGGGCUGUUGUCCUGACUAACCCCUCUUCCGAGUGACCCCCUAAACAUCGACAAGCAUGGAGCACCUACUGUGUGUACUUAGACUAGAGAACCGGCUUUGGGGAGCCUUCUGCCCAGCCUCUGACUGGACACAUGCUAGGUGUGUGACCCUGGGCUCCAUCCGAGCUUGGCGCAGAUGUGUGUGGGGAGGAGGAUUCCCCCCCCAAGGAGUUCCUAGGCGCUAUCCCCUACCCUGGAAGAUACAAAGACAAAUCAGGCCCUGCCCUCGAGGAGCUUACACUCUCUGGGACCAUGCCUCAAGUCCCUUCUAAAUCUUCUUUUGGGAAACAUCCUCAGUCCUUUCAGAGGAUGCUCCCACGGUCCCUGAGCCCUCUCCACCAUGCGCUGCAGUCUUUUGGCUCCUUCCGGCUCCAUCCCGUUCAUAAUCAGAGCCUGGCCCAAGCCGGAAAGGAUCGUGUCUGGAGCCAGAUUGUGAAUGCUUCUGGAGGAAUCACGGAAGCCUUCCUGGAGGAGGUAGAGUUUUGGAGCACCAGCAGGAUGGGGUGGGUCCGGGGGCUGAGAGACUGGAGGAUUUGGGAAGGGGAGGAGGAGGAGGAGGAGGAGGAUAAAGAACGAUCAGCCCUCCUUCCCUAACCGUCACCCGAUUGGGUGAGCGAAGAGAAAGGGCGCUCGGCCCUCCCUUUUACCCCCGCCCAAGUUUCUCUAAUUAUAAUAUUCAUGUUCUCAGAGGCCAUUCUAUUGAUGCCCGCCCACAAUGGGGCGGGUCCAAGGGAGCCGCCCCACCCUUCCCGCAGAUAGGCGAAUCAGCGGGUGCCGUGAAGCGAGGGGCCUUGAGCAGCAAAUCACCGGAAGAAAAGGGAGGCCGGGGGAUGGGACUACGCGGUUGAAGGACAGCGCGGCGUGGCGAAUCCGGGAGGGUCGAAUGGCGCGGGGUGGGCAGAAUGAGACCUAGCAGGGAGGAGAAGGCGGGCAUAUGCAGACGUAGGAAAUCUCACCAAUGGCCGGCAGCCCCCGAGGGCAGUUGGGGGGGGGAUGUGGAGGGCGUGGCUAUGCCGCUAAUUAGGGCUUCGAACCCCUAGGCCCACGGAUGUUCCCCGACCGCGGGGUCUGGUGGACGGGAGGCGUGGUCCAUGCAGAUCUUCACCGUUCAGACCUCGGAGGCCCACCAAUGGCCCUGCUGUUGGGGGAGCCGAGGGGCGUGGCUCAGUGGCUAGUCACCAAUGGAAAGCCCUCUGGUAGCGCCUAGGGGGCGGGGCGAUGCAGAUCAGCCUCGGCUCCGCGGCCCAAUGGGAUGCGGCCUAUGCAGAUGAGACGGUGACAGCCGGGCCGGACCGGCGGGCGGGCGCGAGGCCGGCAGGGCGCUGGGGGCCCCCAGGGAAGCCGGGAGCGGGGGCCGAGGCCCGGCGGAGGGGACGACGCGGCCAUGAUCCGGGCCUUCUCGUUCCCCGUGAGCCCGGAGCGGGGCCGGCUGCGGGGCUGGCUGGAGGGCAGCCUGGCCGGCCUCUGCGAGCUGCACUGGUUGCGGGAGCGCCAGGAGUUCCGCGUGCGCCAGGCGCUCCGGCUCGGCCAGCCUCUGGCUACGGGCGCGGGGCCCGGCGGGGCGGCCGACGACGGCCGGGACCAGGAGGACGAGGCCCUGGGAGACGAUGAUGGCGAGGAGGACGACGACGAGGCGGCGGCGCGCCGGGCCGCGGCCGCGCUGGAGGAGCAGCUGGAGGCCCUGCCUGGGUUGAUGUGGGAACUGGGUCAACAUCUGGGAGAGCUGAGCCUGGAUGCUGAAGGCCUGGAGGAAGAUGUUGGGCUGAGCUCAGGUUUCUAUGAAGGCCCUUCCCCUACUGGUCCGGACUCCCCUCCUUCAACGUUCGGAGCUGACAGUGGUUUCUCUGGCUCUGGUUCCUACAGCCGCCUAGGCCCCUCUGAGCCCCGGGGAGUGUUUGCCAGCAAGAGGCCCAAGUCUCUGGGAGAAACGGGCCCCAGCUCCCAGGAGGCCUCCGCGGGAGGCCAGAUAGGGGUGCCUCGCUCCUUCUCCGCUCCCUACCCGACUGCUCCCCAGGAAGCUGGGCCCGGGAGCGUGACCUCCUUCCUGUCGCCCAGUCCGCUCCAUGCAGUGGCCCUGCAGAGCCCCUGCCUGCGCGGCCGCCUCUAUCCGGACUCAUCCAUUGCUGGGCCCCCGGACGGCGCUGCCCCGGGCCGCCACCUGGAGAGCUACAUCUCGGGCCUUCUGAGGCGCCGGCGGCGACUCCGUGGGCGGCCAGGGCCCGGCCAGCCCCGCACCAGUCCGGGCCCCGGGCCAGCUGAGCCGCCCGCAGCCCUCCGACGGCAGAACAGCGCUCGGCAACGGUCCGAGGAGUCGACGCACCCCAGCGUGGGCGGCUCUCCGGGGCCUGGGGGCUGGCCGUCCUGGGACUCCAGCCCGCCCCCAGCCGAGCCUGCGCCCGCAGUGAGCUCCUCACCCCCCAGCCCGGGAGAGGGCCGGCUGGUGAAGGCCCAGUACAUCCCCGCGGCACACGGAGGAGUCCGCGGGCCUCCAGUGGCCCGCGCUGCCCGCCGCAAGGGCCCGCCGCCUCCCCCGCUCACUCGUGGCCGCAGCGUGGAGCUGUCGCCUCCGAGAGAGCGGCCCCGGCCGGGCGGCACCAGGAAAGGCCGGUUCCCCGACGGGGCGGCCCGCCGGGGCUCCCCGCGGGGCAAGAAGGCAGCCCGCUCUCAGUCAGAAAACAGCCUUCUCAAUAGGCCAGGCGCUGGCCCUGGCGAACCCAAGUACCAUACCGUGGAGAGGGAGGAGCCGAGGCCGGCCCGGCCCCGUCGGACCCCGGCGGGCGCGGCCCCCGCCUCCUCGCGCCGCUGGCGCUCCACGGCCGAAAUCAGCGGCGAGGAGGCCGAGGGCGGGCGGCGGGUCAAGGCUGCUCCUCGCGGGGGCGGGGGCCGGGCCGUGGGAGGGGUUCCGGGGCCCUCGCCUGCCCCUCCGCGCCGCCUCCUCUACGGCUGCGCCGGCAGCGACUCGGAGUGUUCGGCGGGCCGCGGCGGGGCAGUCGGACGCCGGGGUCCCCCUCUGGGGGGCAGCAGCGGCGGCUACGGGCCCGCCUACGGCGAGAGCGAGUCGAGCGCCAGCGACGGCGAAUCCCUCGCCUUCAGCUCAGCCUCCAGCGACUCGGAGGGCAGCGGCGGCGGCCUGGUGUGGCCCCAGCAGCUGGCGGCCGCGUCGGCGGCGGCCGGGCCCGGCGGAGGCCCGGGGGGAGGCCAGGGAAAGGUCUUCGUCAAGAUCAAGGCCUCCCAUGCGCUCAAGAAGAAGAUCUUACGGUUCCGCUCAGGAUCGCUGAAGGUCAUGACCACAGUGUGAGCUCGUCUGGCUCAUCGCGGAGGCGAUUUACCCAGCCCUUCUCUGGCUGACUAGACUGGGAGCCAAGAACGCCAGGGUUCGCCCACUGAUUCUCGGUGUGGACUUGGGCGAACUCGGGGCCUCAGUUUCCUUGGCUGUAGAAUGGACUCAGUGAAGUAGGCAGCAUGGUGUAUAGAAAUUUGGAAUGAGAUCUGGAUUCAAAUCCCGCCUCUGCCACUCGCUAGUUGAGUGACCUUUGCAAGUCCCUUCCGCUCUCUGAAAAGUGAGGCGGUUGGACGUCCGAUUUCUAAGGUCCCUGCCAGCUCUGACAUUCUAUGAACCUAGGAGCCUCUAAGGAGCCCCUGCCCUUUACUGAAGGGGUCUCUACUUUCCUAUCCCUUUCUGGUCUAGGAAAUCCUCUAAGUUUGCCCCCCCCCCCAGUUCCUUCUUUCUUGGGUAUUCUUCUCCCGUUCCCAUCUUCAUUGGUCCGUUUACGGUCCAUUCAGCUGGGCCACGUUUCCAUUCACUCUCCAAACCCUACCCUAUCUGUCACCGAGAUGACAGAGAUGGCCAGUAGAUAAUGAGGGGAAACUCUCCUAAACUCUGACGGGGUAGAGUCCAGUAGUGCUAAGCCUCCCAGUGAUCUUUUCUGAUCGCUCUGUUUAUGAUCCAAUUUGGGGGCUGAAAAAUAGUUGAGGGCCUGAGCUCCCUGGUGCUUCCUAGCCCUUUCUUGGUGACCUUGGGUGAGAAGGAAAACGGGGUGGGGGUGGGAAGGAACAAGUAUAUUUCCAGGGAUAGAAGUUGAGGGAGGAGGCCAGAGGGGCACCAAUUCUUAAUUAGUUUUGUUUUUUAAAUUGCUGUAUUUAUUAUAAUGACGGCGACUCCCCAGGCGAGGGAGUGUGGGAAAAUGGAGGAUGGCUAUCCUGUCCCGUACCCACCCUUGUCCCACGGGAGCCAGACUCUGUUUGUUUCUAUAUUCUCUUUGUAAAUAAAUUCACGGUGUUAUCCCGGUGGUGGCUUCCUCUGGCCCCGGUGCUGAUAUGUUGGCCCUACAGAGAUGGCAGCCUUGGCUUACUCUCUUCCAAUCUAAUUCAAUAAGCAUUUUUUAAAAAAAAAAAUGCAUUUUCUAUAGCGCAGUGGAUAGAGAGCCAGUCUCGGAGCCAAAAGGACUUAGGUUCGAAUUUCAUUUCUGACUCACCUAAGCUGUGUGACCCUGGGCAAGUCACUUCACUUCUCAGUGCUUUAGGCAGCCCUUUAAAACUGUAGGCUGUGGCAUUGUGGUUGAAUUGGUGUAGGAAUCAUCCUGUGCCAUUUCAGACAAGCAUCUCCUAGGCCACCUCUAGUUCUAGAGAAUUCUUUCGAGGUCCUGGGGUGCUGAGAAGUUCAGGCUCGCCCAGGCUCACACAUGUAGGCUUGUUGGAGGUGGUCAUUGAACCUAGGUGGUCCUUCCUUUCUGGCUAACCCCUUAGCCUUUCUGCCUCAUGACCUGAGGAUACAAAGAGGAGAACAAUUCCUGCCCUUAAGGCAAUCCCAUUCUACUGGAGGAAACAGAUGGGUAUAAACAUGACAGUUUGAGGAAGAGGAAUCAAUCACACUAAUACCUAAAACACCAGGAAAGGCUUCCAGACUUCCUGUAAGAGAAGCACCAGUGGGCCAGUAGGGAGCCAUGGUUCUUGAGCAGGGGAGUCAUCCGGUCAGACUUGUACCCUGAAAGAAGCUAGGGAUUCCAGGAGGCAGAGGUGAGGAGAGAAUGCAUUCAAUUCGAGUCAACUAUCUUUUAUUAAGUGCCUACUAAGUGCCCAGCACUGGACUAGCAGCUGGGGACCCAGAGAUAGGAAACUAAUGUUGUACUGGGCAGAAAUACCCAGGCAGAGUACCCAGACAAGUAAAUACAAAGUAAGGAUAGGGACUGAGAUCGCAUUGCUUUAGGUAACUCCCAGGUGAGGACAUUCCCUCUAUUAUUGCAGGUCUACACCUUCUCUGCAAACUAUAGCUUUAGAGAGUUGCCUAGGGCUUGGAGAAUUGAAAUGACUUGUCCAGGGUGACACAGCCAAGGAAGUGUCAAAGGUAGGACUUGAACCCGGGUCUUCCUGGCUGGGAGACCAGCUGUCUAUUCACUCUGACUGGUGUCAUACAAAAUACAAAGUAAUUUGGGUGGGGAGAGUGAAUAAUUGGGGGAAUCAGGAAAGGCCUUUUGUGGGGGGUGCUUGAAAUAAGCCUCAUUUUCUCCGUCUCUAAAAAAGGGGACGAGAUGAGUCUCUCAGGAUGCUUCCCAACCCUGACAUUUGAUUAUUCUUCUACGUCUCUGGUGUCCCUAGCAUUCCUCUCAGCUCCAAGGCUUGUGGUCCUGCCAUCCACCUCACCCUACGGCCACUUAAUGAGGGCACUAUGUGCCCUACGUGGGCAGGGAAAGAGUCGUUAAAUUUAGAUGGGCACAGUAGCUGCCCUCACCAAUCGGUCAGUCCACGAACAUUUCUUGAUCUCCUGCGAUGUUCCAAGGCACUGUGAUAGGCGCUAGGCGACCAAGAAGCCGUUUCCCAGUGCCUACGAUGCUCUCCUUUCUCACUCCCAUCUCCCAGAAGCCCUAGCUAGUUUCCUUUAAGACUCAACUGAAGAGGUCUUUCCUAAUUUCCCCCUUUCCCUGCCCCGCCC